AAGAACAGCCCCGAAAGCGGCAAAACGGGAAGCAGCGCUUCCGCUGCCCACGGUCCCGUGGGUGCUGGGGGAGCGGGAAGUGCCCGGGCUCCGGCCGUGGGAACGGCCCUGCCGACGGUGUCCCAGUGCCCGCCACCGUCCCGGUGCCCGCCACCACGGCGCCGUGUGGGAACAGCGGGGCUGUGCCAGCGCAGGGCACCAAGCGAAGCCUCUCAGGCCACCGUGCCCUGCUCCAUGCCCGCAGCCAGGGCUCCACAUCUCCAGCGGAGCGGCCAUUCGGUGCCACGCCCUGAUGCCACCAGGGUGGAAUCCUCCCCUGCCCUCCAGCACUGCACCCUGGAAUUGCUGGGGCCAGCAUGGAAUAACCAGGGAGCCCCUUGGCUCUGCCACGGUGCUCCAUCCCCAUGAGGGCUGGAGAAGGAGGGAUGGCCAAGCAGGUCAAGGUCAUUCCCAUGGCAUCUCUCUAGAACAUUCCCAUCCCCACCCGUGUCAAAGCAACCAGCUGUGCUCCUGCUGAAGACCUUGGGAUGCUUGGGGUGAAGUGGUGGUGGCCAUGUCCAUACCAUGGCAUAGGGUUUGCCAUGGAAACUGGGAGACUGGGGUGGGAAAGCGCUUGGUGAAGGACAAGGAGGGAGUAACAGGCAGGGGAAAGCAACCAGGAUGGAGCUGGGGCCCGGUGAGCGGGAGGAAGGGAGGCUGGUCGUGGCUGUGUGCUCAGCAAUAGGAAAUGCUUUAUUAGCUGGGAGUGGUGGAGAGAAGCCAGGCAGGAAGAGGCAGUAAUAAGAAACAUUUUUUUGACUUCUCCCACAUCCAGACCACAGAGCAGCUGCCAAACGGCUGCGUCGGACAACGGGGUCGCCAAGCCGAGCCCCUGCAGCCAGGCCGGGAAGGGUGACAUUCCCCCAGCGGGACGGGCACGGCCGUGGGAGCCCCCACGGUGACAGGAUGGGUGGCGGGAGGGGAGCAGAUCCAUGAAGAUCCUCCGAGUCAGGGCUCGGGGCACGGAGCAAAGCUGCCCCGGCUGAGCCAGAUCCACGAGCGGGAUCGCGGCCGGGAGAGCCUCGCCAGGGCCGGGCAGUGCCGUGGGCUCCUGCAGGACGUGGAUGCUGUAGGACGAUGCCGUGUGGAGCCGGUGGCCGGGUGGUGCUGGCGCUGAUGACCCUGUCCCUCAGCUUCGCAGCCGAGGAGCUGCUGUGUGCCUGCGACGUGCCCCACUGCAGCCAACCCAACUGCACGGGCAAGGUGUGCUUCGUCAGCAAGAGGAAGGAGGAGGGGACCAUCACCCAGCACCGGGGCUGCUUCUCCCAGAACAUCCUGGAGCACUGCCAAACGCCCGUGACGGAGCAGUACGGCAUGAGGUGCUGCAAGUCCCGCAUGUGCAACGCCGAGCUGGAGAUCUUCCUGCAAGGAGAAGAUGCCCUGGGAAAGACGCCUUCCCUACCCAACCUCCUCCUGAUGAUCUUCGUCCCACUGCUCGCCCUCCUCGUCCUCGUGGCACUCACAGCACUCUUCUGCUGGAAGGUGGCCCAGCACCGCCACAAGCAUAGUGACUUUGGUGACACAGACCUCAUGCUGAAGGCAUCCAUGGUGGGAGACAGCACCUUAGAGGACCUGCUCAAUGAUGACUGCACCACGGGCAGUGGCUCCGGGCUGCCCUUCCUCGUCCAGCGAACGGUGGCUCGGCAGAUCACCCUCAUGGAGUGUGUGGGUAAAGGGCGCUAUGGUGAGGUGUGGCGAGGCGUGUGGCAUGGGGAGAGCGUGGCCGUGAAGAUCUUCUCCUCCCGGGACGAGCAGUCGUGGUUCCGCGAGACAGAGAUCUACAACACCGUCCUCCUCCGGCACGACAACAUCCUGGGCUUCAUCGCCUCUGACAUGACGUCCAGGAACUCCAGCACGCAGCUGUGGCUCAUCACCCACUACCACGAGAACGGCUCACUCUACGACUACCUGCAGAGGACGGCCCUGGAUGUGGAGACCUGCCUGGGCUUGGCUUCCUCCAUCAUCUGCGGCCUCGUCCACCUCCAUGUGGAGAUUUUUGGCACGCAAGGCAAACCCGCCAUCGCCCACCGGGACUUGAAAAGCAGGAACAUCCUGGUGAAAAGCAACCGGCAGUGCUGCAUCGCAGACCUGGGGUUGGCUGUCAUGCACUCCCAGGGCAGCGACUACCUGGACAUCGGCAACAACCCCCGGGUGGGCACCAAGCGCUACAUGGCCCCGGAGGUGCUGAGCGAGCAGAUCCGCACCGACUGCUUCGAGUCCUACAAGAAGACGGACAUCUGGGCGUACGGGCUGGUGCUCUGGGAGAUCACCCGGCGGACGGUGGUCAAUGGCAUCGUGGAGGAGUAUCGGCCGCCCUUCUUUGACGCCGUGCCCAGCGACCCCAGCUUCGAGGACAUGAAGAAGGUGGUGUGUGUGGACCAGCAGACCCCCGUGAUCCCCAACCGCCUCUUCUCCGACUCGGUUCUGUCGGCACUGGCGAAGAUCAUGAAGGAGUGCUGGUACCAGAGCCCCUCGGCCCGUCUCACCGCGCUGCGCAUUAAAAAGACGUUGAAGAAGCUGAACAAUUCCGUGGAGAAGCCAAAAGCGGAGCAGUGAGUGCCGGGAACACACCGGAGCCGCUUACGGGCUGCGCCGGGGACGGGAUGGCUCCGGUCACAGAGGGGAUUUGCUCACAGCCCCUGCCUCUCCCACCCCCCCUUCGAGCCGUUUGAAUCUGCAAGGACGGAAAAAAUAGGAAAAAAAUCCAAAUAAAACCACCAAAGGAGGAAUCUUCCACCCGGCCAUAAAAAUACCCCCGGAUCCGUCACCCGACACCGGCGCGUCUCGCCGGGACGGCGGCGAUGGCAGCUGGUCGCCCACCCCGAGCCCCCAGGCUGGACGCCACGGCGAGGGGCACCGAUGACAGAACCAACCUCUGCUGCACCCCCAGCCCUCGGGGCACCCACCCAGCGCCGGCCGCGGAGCUGCCCAGACCCGCCCGCCCGGCGCUGGCAGCGGCAGGAAUUCCCCGGCAGAACUGCGGUGCCCGGCGCACCCCUCGCUAAAGGAGGGAUGGGUCUCGCUGGGAAAGGACGGUCCAAGGGCAGCACCGCCCUGGCCAGGCCAGAUCCGCACCGUGGAUUGUGGGGAUCCCAAGUACGAGGAGCUGCCGGCGUCGAGCGUGGCCUGAGCGUUCCGUGUGCUGCAGGGACCUGCCAAGCUGGGGGUCCCAUGGUGAUCCUUCCUUGCCGAGCAGCCAGCAUGCCCCUUGCCAAAGAAGUGCCCUUUUGGGUCUUUGCCAAUAUUUUGGUUUUUUCCGAGGUGUUUUGGCUCGGCCGGCUUCAUCCCGCGUUGCUCCCUGCCAUCCCAAAAUCCACCCCAUACUUGGAGAUGUUUGGACAUGACCAGGAUGGGAUGUUCAGCAGAACCAGCUUUGCCACAUAACUAUUUAAUUAUUAAGAUUUAAUAUAUUUAAUAAAGUGUAAAGCUAUUUUAUCGCCUAA
Corvus hawaiiensis (hawaiian crow) is the source of this 3482-nucleotide messenger RNA. It is a transcript of the gene ACVRL1, whose product is annotated as activin A receptor like type 1. Gene Ontology annotation, cellular component: plasma membrane; BMP receptor complex. The record is from RefSeq and is a predicted model, not a curated record. Gene Ontology annotation, molecular function: transforming growth factor beta receptor activity, type I; SMAD binding; ATP binding. Bases 1117 to 2595 code for a protein of 492 amino acids. Lineage: Eukaryota; Metazoa; Chordata; Aves; Passeriformes; Corvidae. Gene Ontology annotation, biological process: heart development; transforming growth factor beta receptor signaling pathway; cellular response to growth factor stimulus. The transcript has 10 exons.